AUGGGAGACCAAGUCGUAACAUUACUGGGCCGUGACCAAUCUGCAUUGACUGAUUUCCUUGCGUCACAUAACAUCUCGGCUGCUCAAAUUCGGAUCGAUGCGGACCGUCGAAGGCAACAAGCCGGUGAAGGCGAGUCAACUCAAGACAACGAAGCAUCCGAAACAGUAGACACCGUCGAAACUAUCUCGGUAACAGUAGAGGCAAGCUCCUCCUCACGGACGACGAGAGGCCGUAAUGCCGCAGCAGAACAAAAAGCCAAAGCUUUAGAAAAGAUCAAAGCUAGCAAAUCGUUCAAAAAGCGCAAGAAGAGAGCUGGAGAUGACGAUGACGACGAUGACGAUAUAGCCAAGGCCAUCUUUGACGAGAGGCGGGCGCCGCUUCCCGGCCAAAUGGACAACUGCGAAAUAUGCGGGAAGCGCUUCACUGUAACCCCUUAUUCUGUGGCAGGACCUGAAGGUGGCCUUUUGUGCGCUCCCUGUGGGCGCGAGGUGGCCAAACAGCGAGAGGGGCAGCCUAAAAAGAAACCUCGGAAGCAGACAGGCGGCGUUGGAUCACGACGAACCAUCCAGAGUCGAAUGCUUGACGGAGAUGUCGGAACGAAAAGCCUUGCUACCCUGUGCGUACAAACGCUGGCAAAGAACGUAGACUUGGCAGAAAGCUUGGGUGACUUGCCAGAGCAUCUCAUCGAUAAGAUUGCUCGAAUAUUUUCCAAGAGGCGAUUGCUGAAACCGGAUACCUUACCUUUAUUUAUGCAACCAUCUACCGAAGUUUUGCAUAUUUACGACGGAGCAAAGCUGGGCCAUCAGGAAUUUAUCAACAUCUUCCAGGUGGCCUCGAACCUGAAGAAAUUCAAGGCGCGGUGCGCAGUCCAGUUCAAAGAUGAGGUUAUGGAUUACUUGCUCUCGAGGGACAUUCUUCUCGAAAGCUUCUACCUCCAUGGUGCCAAUCUGCUAAGCGAAGAUAAAUGGCACGAAUUCCUCGCUGCCAAGGGCAAACCAUUGAAGGAACUGCAAGUCUAUUAUACCGAUAAGCAUUUCGGAGACGAAACUAUGGGGGUUCUGAAGGAGCAUUGCCCCGAGUUGACUCGUCUCAAGGUCUGUCACAACCAAAAGGUCACAGAUGCGGGAGUAAUCGCGAUUGGAAAUCUUUCUACCCUGAGACACCUCAGUCUGGAACUCCAGCAGGAUCUCUCAUCAGAUGCCCUCAAGGCUUGUAUCGCUCAGAUCGGGAAGGACCUCAGAACGUUGUCCUUUAAGAUUGUACCCGAUGCUGACGAUGGUGUUCUCGAGGCUAUUCAUAAUAAUUGCCGUUCGUUAGUCAAGCUUCGCAUUACGGAAAGCGAAACCAUGACAGACGAGGGCUUCGCUCGACUCUUCACUGAGUGGGAGAACCCGCCGCUGGAUUUCGUGGACUUGCAAAAGUGCCGACAGCUAGAUGCUGCUCACCCGCGGCAGAACCCUAAAAACAUCGGGCUCUGUAGCGAAGGAUUCAAAGCGCUUAUGAACCACUCUGGGCAUACAUUGAGGCAUAUCAAUGUGCAUGCUUGCCGACACAUCUCUCGCCAGGCUUUUGAGGAAGUCUUUGACGGAACGAAACAGUAUCCAGAGUUGCGACACCUUGAGAUUAGCUUCUGCGAAGAAGUGACGGACUUCAUCCUUGGGUCCAUAUUUCGAGCCUGCCCAAACAUCAAAGAGGUGAACGUCUUUGGUUGCAUGAAGGUCAAGGAAGUCAGAGUGCCGCGGGGUGUGAUAUUGGUUGGCGUACCCAAUGCUCAGGGAAUGAUAACCGAGGGGACAGAUUAA
This is a messenger RNA of Trichoderma aggressivum f. europaeum, 1803 nucleotides long. RefSeq lists its product as uncharacterized. The transcript has 3 exons. The coding region runs from base 1 to 1803 and encodes 600 amino acids. The record is from RefSeq and is a predicted model, not a curated record. Gene Ontology annotation, cellular component: SCF ubiquitin ligase complex. Gene Ontology annotation, biological process: SCF-dependent proteasomal ubiquitin-dependent protein catabolic process. NCBI's taxonomy places the organism in Eukaryota, Fungi, Ascomycota, Sordariomycetes, Hypocreales, Hypocreaceae.